Pseudogymnoascus destructans is the source of this 496-nucleotide messenger RNA. RefSeq lists its product as uncharacterized. Lineage: Eukaryota; Fungi; Ascomycota; Leotiomycetes; Thelebolales; Thelebolaceae. The transcript has 2 exons. The coding region runs from base 326 to 496 and encodes 56 amino acids. The record is from RefSeq and is a predicted model, not a curated record.
GGUUGUUUAAGUGUUUAGUGGAGUGGUGAUGGCCGUUGAAGGGGAGUGUGAUCUGUGGGUUGUAGUUCAGCCUGAAGCUGUGAGAGCCCGGUGAGAGAGCGGUGAGAGCGCGGCGAAGUGCGCCGUGAGCAGCGAUAGUGGCUAGGCAGUUAUAAUAUGAUGCGGUGUAGUAUAGAUGCUUGAUGCUUUCAGACGCAGGCAGACUGGCCGUUCUCGGCGACGGCGACGGCGACGGCGAUGAUGUUAGCCACCAACACAACGCACAACAGGUACUUACCAUGUCGUUGGUAAGUUGGUGUGUUGGUAGGUACCAACCGUGACUGUCAUGCUCGCCAUCAUGCUCGCCAUCAUGCUCGCCGCCAUGGAAGUUGCAGGAAGCCCUGGAAGCCCUGGAAGCCCUGGAAGCCCUGGAAGCCUGGGAAGCCUGGAAGCCUGGAAGCCCUGGAAGCCUGGAAGCCCUGGAAGCCCUACCUUUCUAGGUACCGAAAGUUACUAA